AGCAUUCUCCGAUAGUGGAAUUUCCUUCGCCAGAAAAAACUUCACAAUUACGUGCAGUUUUUUACUUUAUGGUGUUUUUGGACACCACCACCCCUAUUUGUUCAAGGCAUAUCAUUCAACCGACACCUCUUGGUUCAUAUUGGACCGGGAAAUUUUUACCGAAUGACCUAUACUUUCCCAAUACCGAACCGAAGAAUCAGUUAAAACGAAUCAUUUUUAGAUUCGAACUUGCCGAUGAUGGUAUUAUAGAUGGGGACACUCCUACUUUUACAAUUAAUAUAUUUGACUCAG
Molecule: messenger RNA, 291 nt
Organism: Entrophospora candida
Lineage: Eukaryota; Fungi; Glomeromycota; Glomeromycetes; Entrophosporales; Entrophosporaceae
Source: the annotation of a GenBank genome assembly